AUGACUGGCUUUCGUUUUAUUCCACGCGAUAUAUCAAAUUUGAUCAAUGAAAAGACACUCACCAUACUGAAUCUUCGAUAUGAUAAAAUCAGUCCAGAAAAAGUACAACAUCUUGCUAAUGCUUUACAACAAUGCCAAACAAUCACUACAUUGUACUUCCAUAACAACCAAAUUGGUCCACAAGGAGCACAAUAUCUUGCUGAUGCUCUACGACAAAAUCAGACGAUUACUAUAGUAAACCUUCAUGCCAAUCGAAUCGGUUCACAAGGAGUACAAUAUCUUGGCAAUGCUCUGCAGCAAAAUAAAACACUUACUACACUUGAUCUCUGGGACAAUCAAAUUGGUGAUCAAGGAGUACAAUAUCUUGUCAAUGGUUUACACGAAAACAAAACACUCACUACACUUGAUAUUGGUAACAAUGCAAUCUCUGAUCAAGGAGCACGAUACCUUUUCAAUGUUCUACUAAAAAAUAGAACACUGAUCAAAUUAUAUGUCAGUCAUAAUAAGAUCACUGAUAAAGGAGCACAAUAUCUUUUUAUUGCUUUAGAACACAAUAAAACACUCGUCACAUUAAACCUUCGAUUCAAUCAAAUCAGUGCUAUUGAAAAGAAGGAGUUUUCCGCAAUACAUAGUGCGAAUUCAGGAAUGGAACUGAUUUUGUAA
Rotaria sordida is the source of this 663-nucleotide messenger RNA. The record is from the annotation of a GenBank genome assembly. NCBI's taxonomy places the organism in Eukaryota, Metazoa, Rotifera, Eurotatoria, Philodinida, Philodinidae.